Dermochelys coriacea (leatherback sea turtle) is the source of this 4999-nucleotide messenger RNA. Its product is annotated as granulocyte colony-stimulating factor receptor-like. The transcript has 17 exons. NCBI's taxonomy places the organism in Eukaryota, Metazoa, Chordata, Testudines, Dermochelyidae. The record is from RefSeq and is a predicted model, not a curated record. Gene Ontology annotation, cellular component: external side of plasma membrane; signaling receptor complex. Gene Ontology annotation, biological process: cytokine-mediated signaling pathway; immunoglobulin mediated immune response. Gene Ontology annotation, molecular function: granulocyte colony-stimulating factor binding; cytokine receptor activity. The coding region runs from base 281 to 2947 and encodes 888 amino acids.
UCUGAGAAGCCCCCUCCUCACUGUCCCCUGUGGGCUACAUGUGGGGGUAUUUAUAGAGGGAGCCCAACAACCCCAGCUCAGGAGCUGCAAUCUCCUCUGUGGGGGGACACUGACAACUCUACCCAGAGAGCAGCAAAGCAGCAAACCAGAGAGAAAAGUACAUUUGGUACCUGAUGCUGUAGGAUAAUGAUGGGAAAGCACCGGCUUUAGGAAGAACCCCUCCUCUCACUGAUCCCGACUGUUCCUAGCAGGUUUUCCACCAAAGCUGUAAUUCACGAGAAUGUGGCUGAAUCUGAUGCUGUCCUGGAUCUUCUCACUUGGCAUCUCCAGGUCCGGAGCGAACAGCCCGAAGCCUGGCCCUGGCAGCAGAGUCCCUACACCACAGCCCAGCUGUGGCAUGCUAAGUCUGCAUCCCACAGUGGCCUGUCUUGGCACCCCGUUGACAGCCUCCUGCACCCUCAACCCCAGCUGCCUGCAGAUUGGUCAGGCCCAUCCGGGCGAUAUUGUCUGGAGACUGAAUGGAGAGACUAGGCAGCUGCCACUGAACCAGAGCAUUGCAGGAAACGGCACGGUCACUGUGGUCACCGUUCUCUGCGCAGAGCGGCCCCGUGGGGAGCUGAGCUGUUACCUGUCUCACCGGAGCAAUCUGCACCUGCUGGGUAUGGCUGAGUACCAGGCUGGAGUCCCACCGACAAAUCUGCAAGUGAAACAUUGCAUCAGCUUCUGGGGCGGGAACAUCACCUGCUACUGGGACCCCGGGCCGGAGACCUACCUUCCAACCACCUACACCCUCCACAUCACCGAAGAAGCAGGCCGCUGCCUCUGGAAGUUCAGAGACGCCGGGACGUGCGUCUCCAGCCGGGAGAGCCAUUCCUGCACCAUCCCUGUGGAGAAUCUCUUUGCCUCAUUCCAAGUCAGGCUAACAGCUGUGAAUCUGCUGGGCCAGGCCAGCGCCACAGACAAGUGCCUGCAUGGGAUGAGCGUAGUGAAACUGAGCCCGCCCGAGGUCAGCGCCACAGCGGACAGGAGCGACUGCUUCCAUGUGGCGUGGCGGCAGCCCAACGAGGAGCUGCUGCGUGUGACGGACGCGCGGUAUGAGAUCCGGUACCGUGAUAUGGACGAGGCAUCCUGGACACAGGUGGAUGUCACAGCCGCAGAGGACGUGCCCGCGUCGAAGGACAUCUGUGGCGUCUCGUCGUUCACCAACUACUCCAUCCAGGUGCGAGCGCUAUACCAGAGCGACGCCUCCCGCUGGAGCGAAGGGGACCCCUCCUGGAGCGCCUGGAGCCAUGAGAGAUUUGUGAAGACUCUGCCUGCGGCCCCGUCCAGAGGGCCGGCUCUUUGGAGACGAAUAGCCACGCCGGACUCUGACGAGAGGAAUGAGAUCAUUCUGAUGUGGAAGCCUCUGCAGCCAAAGGAAGCCAACGGCAGGAUCCUGACCUACAGCCUCCGCUGGCAGCGAAUUGGGCAGCCGGCUGUCUUGGCAUGCCGCACCUUCUCUCUGCAGUGCGCUCUGGAGCUGCCGGCCUCCGAGGAACACACCUUCUUCCUCACCGCCAGCAAUUCAGUGGGCGAGUCCCCCGCAACCAAGCUGUCAAUCCCGGCGGGGCAGGCCCCAGCAGUGCCGCUGCUGCCCGUCCUGGUCUCUCCGGCGAGCGACUAUAGUCUCCUCCUGCGGUGGGAUCCCCCUGGCUUUGCUGCAGUGGCCUAUGUCUUCGAGUGGGGCCGGGUGUCUGAGAACCGGGGGCAGAGCAGCAGCUGGCGUUAUGAGCCGGGAAACAUGAGCAGGGUGGUCCUGGCAGAGGCAAUUGAGCCGGGGUAUCUCUACAGCCUGACAAUCUUUGCCCUGAGCGACGGAGCCGUCCGGGCUGCAGGCUCUACAAGCGCUUACUCAAAGCAAAUCGCUCCAUUCCGUGCCCCAACUCUGCAUCCCACCCAGGUCUGGCCAUCCCAGGUGGAGGUGCAGUGGGAGGAGGUCCCAUUGGAGGAGCAAGGCGGAUUCAUUCGGAACUACACCAUCUCCUACGAGGCGCAGGGGAAAGACGCCCAGGCCGUGGUGGUGAACGGCUCCGUCCGUCGCUAUCUCAUCGUGGGCCUGGCUCCCAACUCCGUGGUGAGGGUGGGCAUCUCUGUCAGCACCGACGGGGGAAGCACCCAGAGCUCUGUCCUCUCCAUCCGAACCAGAAGCUUUGACAAUGGGACGGUUGAACUGUUGCUGUACUCCUUGUGCGUGGGGCUAGUUGUCCUGCUCAUCAUGGCUGCUCUGGCCUGUGUCCUCAAGCACCCCCUGUAUGUAUGUUUAAUACAGGGCUGCCUGUGGCCGCAAGUCCCUGACCCCGCUAAAAGCCACCUGGCCAGCUGGCUGCCACAGAAACUGUGGCUGGACUUGGGGAACUUCCCAGAGGAGCCGAGCAAGAAGCAGAGAGCGGGGUAUCCCAACUUUCCAUUCCAUGGGGUCUCAGGAGUCAUCUGUGGCCAGCAGGAGACGAUAAUGUGCAAGUCCUUCCUGGAAAGCACCUGGCCAGCAGAGGCCUCUAGCGCCCGGGAUAAAUACAGUCAGCCCCUCCAGACCAUCCUCCAGGGAGACGUGACAACCCCAGACCAAACCCAGGCAAGAUGCCAAAGCAAGGUGGAGUAUUCCACAGUGAUCGUCUGGGCAUAUCCCAGUGCCGCACCACCAAGAUCUAGUGCUCCCUGGUCCCCACCUACCCCUCAGAGCCCAGAGAGCUCUGGUCCCAGCCGUGAGCCUGGCUUGAGGAUCUGCUCCCAAAGCCCAUCCUGUGAGCCCCUGGAUGGGUCAUGCUGGCAAUGCAGCCAACAGCCAGAUGGAGGGCCAGCUUCCUUGGGGGCAUUUCCGCUCCUGAGGACCCUGGUUGUGGAGGGAUCAGGAGACCUCCAGCCUAAUGGAGAUCACGCUGUGGGCACGCUCAGCCCAGUGACGCCCUAACGGUCUCUGGAGAGAGACCUCCACUCCCGGGGCAGCUGUACGAAUGAGGGAGGGUGAUAAGACUGUCUUGGUGGACUCUCACCCCACCAGGCAGAGGAGUGGGGCAUCAAGCAGAGCCCAGCUCCUCCAGGGGUGGGAGUGAGAGCCCUGCUGAUCAAAACACGGCCUUAAUGAAACCAGGGAGGGCUGAAAACGGGGCCGGAAGGAGCCUUGUGGGGCUGGAUCUCCAUGCAAUAGUCAUGGGCGCAGGGAGGCGUCCCUCUUCCCCCACCUCUGCCGGCUUUUCCCCAUGCUUCGUGCUUAGCCAGCCAGGGCCAAUCCUUUCCCGCUAGCGCAGCCUGCUGAUCCGUGUGUGCCGUGUUGCUCUCUUUGCCUGAGCCUUGGACGAGCUGAGCGUCUCCCAGACCCUGUCUACGGAGCCUGGCUCCUGCUCUUGAGAUUCACGCUCAAUCCAGUCCCCCGUGAUGUCAAGCGAGACAGCAACCGUCCAGCUAGCAAGUUUGUCUGUGUGUUUAAAGGCCUCCCCCCCCCCGCUACAUGCUCCUGGGUCCUGUUAGCAAUGAUCGUAGGCGUUAGAGAUGGGGGGAUUGUUAUCCAUUCCCUCCACCUAUCUGGGUUUGUUCCCCGCAGUACGUUGUUGGGUCCCAAAUAACUUUGUUUACUAAAUGUACCCUCCGCAAAAAAAAAUAGAAAAGCCAGGUCAAGCGCCACAUGCUGCUGCUCUGGCAGCUUCUGCAACACAGACCAUGGUGAGCACCCCGGAGGGCCUACAAACUAUUUAAAGGGAUACGCCUCUAUUUCUAUACAUUCCGUGUCUUAAAUAACCCACAAUUAAUUGAAUUGCCACCGCUUGGCUUGGAAGCCCAGCAAACCUCACUGGCAGGGAGCAUUUGCUGAGGUUUAGCUGACUGACGCAGGAUUAAACUGGAUUCCUUUAUGGAGCUUUCCCUCUGAAUUUCACAUGAGCUUUCCUAUUUGUGGGUGCUUAAGGCUUACUGAUUUCCCACCCCACCCUCAACCAGGAGUGCAGUCUGCAUUUAAAACCGAGUGUGCAUCAUGCAGAUAUAAGUGCUGUGGAACAAUGAAGCCGUGCGUGUUUGCUGGUCUGUGUUCUGUCUGGUUUUGAUAGGGAUUGGAUGGUGUUUUAUUGUAACUGUUUGCUCAGCACCAGAGUCUUUGUUAAUGGGGGGCAUGUGUAAUAAUUUUACCCCCCAGUUAUUAAACUUCCAGAGGAAGCCAAUCUUUUGCAUUUUUCCCCCCUCCUGUUUUCUAGGAGGCCGUGGGUUUCAAAUCCCACCUUAGACCUCGCCUCUGCCAGGCCGUGACUGCUACUUAUCCCAUUGUCCUCUCAGUGCGACCUUGUGCUGUUUAUAGACACCUGUUGUGUCUCAUCCUCUCCUGCCCUUGUGAGCGCUGCAGGGCAGGGAGCGUCUCUUGGUUAUGUAUGUACAGCGCCUAGCGCAAAGGGGCUGGGCCUCUAAGUCUAUGCCAACACAAGGAAUUACAGUGGGCGGCUGGUCUCAGGUGCAGAGACAUCCUCUCCGAUUAAGCCUCUGUCUGCGGCAUCCUUUGAAACCCAGUGGAGCCUGGAGUUACCCCCUUCCCUUGCAGCUUGUGUCACCACUCACACCCGUGCAAAGUUGCUGUAAAUUGUGAGUGUGGGUGGAGAACGCUGAGCGUGGGGUGUUAUGCACCCGCCUUUCCCGGAUGUUGGUGACAACACAAACUGCUGGGGCCAGGACGAGUUUGUUCUCACAUGGUGGGUGGGGAAAGUGCUCCCGGGGAGAUGAGCCAUCAGCUUCGACCCUCCGAGCAUGUCUACACUGCAAAGAACACAUCCUCCCGCCCCAUUCUGGCGCUCCAGGUCAACUGCCUCUGGCUCAGGCUACAAAGAGCAGUGUAGACAUUCCCACUUGGGCUACAGCCUGGGCUCUGAAACCUCAGGAGGCAGGGUGGAGUCUUGGCACCCAGGCUGUGGCCCAAGCGGGAACGUCUACACUGCUUUUAGCCUCACUACACGAGUCAGUCAAGCUGGGCUCUGAGUCUUGGGGG